CCAACCAACCAGCUGAAAGAGAACGAGCGAUCAGGGCUGUUUGAACGUGGCAGGGAGAAAAGGAGGGAGGAGGGAGAGAGCGUGAGAGAGAGAGAAAGAGAGAGAGGGUGAAAUCGAUUGUCAGAACCAAGGAAAUAGAAGUGUUACUAUUGCACGGCCACUGGAACGGUGUCUGCCAGCUGAGGAUAUGCAUUGGCUCCCAGCGCUCACCGGCUCACGGGACACACUCUAAAAUCCAGCUGCUGGAUUUUCCCCUUCUUUUAUAACUGCUAUCAUUCUCUCCAUUUACAAAGGAGGGAUCUACAAAUAAAGGCAACCACAGCAAGACAUGUGUCUCUGGGGAUGAUGCCGUUGCCGCUGGUGCCACUCUCCCUGUCGCCAUGACGAUGCCGCUCAGCCCCCUCUCCAGCGACGAGGAGCAGCAAAGGAUGCUGGGAAACAGUCAACACCUUUAUCCAGGGGCGGAAGAGGAAGAGGAGGAGGAAGAGGAAAUGGACGAUGAUGGCAUGGACGAGGAAGGUGAGGAGGAGAACGGAGAGCUGGAGAUGGACGAUGAAGAGGAAGUGGACGAUGAAGAUGACAUCAGGCGAGGACCAGGGCAUUUGAGAGGAGGCAGGGAAGAGGGGCACAGGCAAAAAGGCACAAUGGCUGGACGACUCCCAGGAGACAGACCCAUUCGACCCGGCAACCCGGGCCAUGCGGCCAACCCUUAUUCGUCCAAUCCUGGACCAACCCACCAAACGUCAACCAAUCAGCAGCAGCAGCAACCGCAGAGGAAGCUACGAGAGCGGAGCUCCAGCAACGCACCUGACGACACACACGUAGCUCUGAUGGUCUUUCGAAUUGGCAUUCCUGAUAUUAAACAGACGAAAUGUCUGAGGUUCAACCCUGAUGCAACCGUAUGGAAGGCGAAGCAGCAGGUGAUGUGCAGUCUGACUGAGUCUCUGAGGGAUGUUUUAAACUAUGGUCUUUUUCAACCUGCCACUGACGGGCACGAUGCCAAGUUCCUGGAGGAGGAGAGGCCGCUCCGCGAGUACCCACAAUCCUUUGAGAAAGGAGUACCUUACCUGGAGUUCCGAUAUAAAACCAGGGUGUACAAACAGACAAAUCUAGAUGAGAAGCAGCUGGCCAAACUACAUACUAAGGCCAGUCUGAAGAAGUUCAUGGACUACAUCCAGACCAGCGCUGUGGAAAAGGUAGCCAAACUUAUUGAUAAAGGACUUGACCCCAACUACCACGACCCUGAUACAGGAGAGACUCCACUCACUCUGGCCGUACAGACGGAGCCGGGCGGAAGUGAGAUCAUCAGGGUGCUGGUGAUGGGUGGAGCCCACAUUGACUUUAGGGCGAGAGAUGGCUUGACCCCUCUGCACAAGGCUGUCAGAGCACAUGCACACACUGCCCUACUGACGCUGUUGUCUUUGGGGGCGUCUUCUGAUUAUAAGGACAGCCGUGGGCUGACACCACUGUACCACACUGUGCUGAUAGGGGGCGACACCUCCUGCUGCGAGACCCUGCUAUACCACAGAGCCAGGCUGGGGCUCCGCGAUGAGAACGGCUGGGAUGAGACACAUCAGGCGUGUCAAAAUGGGAACUCUCAACAUUUAGAGCACCUGCUUUUUUAUGGUGCAGACUCCUCAUCCCAGAAUGCCUCAGGAAACACUGCCCUGCACAUAUGUGCUUUAUAUAACAAGGAGAGCUGUGCCCGCAUCCUGCUUUAUCGAGGAGCUAAGAAGGACACAAAGAAUAACAGUGGGCAGAACUCCUUCCAGGUGGCUGUGAUGUCUGGCCAUUUUGAGCUUGGAGAAAUAAUUAAAAACCACCGUGAAUCAGAUGUAGUCCCCUUUUUGGAGUCUCCUAAAUAUGCCCCGCAAAGGAGGGAGAGCUCACGGACACUUGGACUGCCUCAUCCGCACCCCUUUUUACGGGCCAACAGUGAUAACAGCAUGAAUGUGCCAGACUGGAUUGCCUUUCCCAAUGCUGCAGGAUCAAGCAUCGUCUCUGUACAGGGUCUAAAGCAUGGCGGCACCUUACGUAGCUCCAGCAGUCCCCGUGGAGCCCGAACACGUUCCCCAUCUCGUGGCCGAACAGGUGACCGGGACGAUCGGAGCCGGCAAACACGUGGAAGACAAGGAGCGGGAUCCAUCAGUAGUCAGGGCACAGCCAGCGGGCAGCGGCGGCGUCUCUACAGCGCCGUUCCUGGCCGAGUUUUUGUUGCCACUCGCUCACACUCGGCCCAGGGUGACCGCGAAAUCAGCUUCAACAAGGGAGACAAAGUCAAAGUGCUGAGUGUGGGUGAAGGAGGCUAUUGGGAAGGGACGGUUCGAGGACGCACAGGCUGGUUCCCCUCAGACUGCGUGGAGGAAGUUGCUCUCCGUAGCCUGGAAUCUCGUUCAGAGAGCCGCAGUGAGAGAGCCAAGAGACUCUUCCGGCAUUAUACUGUUGGAUCCUACGACAGCUUCGAUGCGCCCAGUGACUACAUAAUCAAGGAGAAGACAGUCCUCCUGCAGAAAAAAGACAAUGAAGGUUUUGGCUUUGUGCUGAGAGGAGCCAAGGCUCAGACCCCUAUAGAAGAGUUCACUCCCACCCCAGCCUUUCCAGCACUGCAGUACCUUGAGUCUGUCGACGAGGGAGGCGUGGCCUGGAGAGCUGGUCUGCGAAUGGGAGACUUCCUUAUAGAGGUGAAUGGUCAGAAUGUGGUUAAGGUGGGACACAGGCAGGUGGUCAAUAUGAUCAGGCAAGGCGGUAACAGUCUCAUGGUCAAGGUUGUCAUGGUUACUCGAAAUCCUGAUAUGGAGGAAGGGGUCAGAAAGAAAAUCCCACAGCAGAGUAAAAGACUGAGCACACCGGCUAUCGCUCUGCGCUCCAAAUCCAUGACAUCAGAGCUGGAAGAGAUGGUGGACAGAGCCUCUGCCCCAUGGAAAAAAAAAUCAGAGUUCGAAUCUUCACAAGCUACAGAGAAGAAGAGGACAGUUUAUCAGAUGGCUUUGAAUAAACUGGAUGAGAUUUUAGCAGCAGCACAGCAGACCAUUAAUACAAAUGAGGCUCCAGGGCCCCGGGUUCAGGGGGUAAAAAGAGAACGGGGCAGAGGCUUUUAUAAUGAGCCAAAUUUCGACCAAACUGGAAUGGGGAUGACAUCAUCUGGGGCAGGGUUAGGCUACGACCGUGGUCAAUUUGUGUCUGGCCAUGGCCCCCCGCACGGUAUGCUGCGACAGAAGUCUAUCGGGGUUCCUGAGGAGGAGAAGCAGUUUCUUCAUCCUCCAGCCAUGAAGUUUGCCCGUAGUCUUUCAGUACCUGGCCCAGAUGAAAUCCCUCCUCCACCUACUACAGCACCCCCUGAGCCCCCUUUUUCCUCAGCUCCUCCGCUUGGCUUUAGGGGCAAGACAUCUCAACAGCCGUCUGUUUCUAUGUCUCAGUCUACUUCCUCUGCUGCACAUUAUCAACUCUACUCACAGUCAGUACAUGUUACUCACGGACCAAGGGACAGGUCCCCUGGACCACCUACUGGGUCUGGAACUGGGGACCUUGCUUAUUCCCAUGCCCAAGCCCACCCCUCUGUACCAAGUAGGACUGCCUCCAGGAAGGUGAUUGGGUACACAGGAGAUCUUGCAGGGGCUGGAGGAGUGGCUGGGGCCAAAGCUGCAGCAUUGAGAAGGGGUUACAGCAAUGCAGUCCCACCCACCAGUGUCGCUACUGUGAUUCCACAACAGCAGCAGACUACUCAGAACCAACCUUCCAGAAUGGACCGGAGUGGAAUGGGGGUAGGGGCUGGUGGUGUACCAAAAGGCGGUGCUCGUAGAGGAAAGGGGCCCUUGGUGAAACAGUCAAAGGUGGAAGACCUGCGUCAAGGUCAAGACACUCUAGAAGCAAAGGUGUCAGUGGAGAAGAGCUCUAUUCCAAUCCCAACUAUCAUUGUUAAAGCCCCUUCCACCAGCAGUAGUGGACGCAGUAGCCAAGGCAGCAGUGUGGAGGCUGAACCACCGCCCCCAGGAGAAAGUGACAGUUCUAAACCAGAACCUGUUGUUCCCCCACCUGCACCAACCGUGCCACCACCAGCCCCUCCAUCUAUACCUGCUCCUCCACCCCCAUCACUGCCAUCACUUCGUACUCAAGAGAGUCUGGACUUCACCAGCCAGUUUGGUGCUGCCAUUGUAGGGGCAGCUCGCAGGGACAGAGAACGAUUUCAUGAAGCACGACGCAAGAGUGCCUCCUUUUUUCUUUCUGCUGAGGAAGAGUUGAGUGGAGCUGGAGGAGCAGGAGGGCGGACUCAGACUUCUCAACAGCAGCUGAGUUCCCAGCCUUCACCACGCCUGCGACCAUCCAAAUCUAUAGAUGAAGGCAUGUUCUCAGGUGAUACUUUUAUCCAUCACACACGCAGUAUGCCUCCUGCAUUUGGCUUGCCUGAGUACUCCUCACCUGCUCCUCAAGGGGAUUACCAGCCUAAGUCUGUACCUGCUGACUUCUAUGGGGCAGGAUCCAGACAACAGCAGCAGCAGCAGCAGCAGCAAGCCCCCACCACAACUUUUAUUCACCCACUAACUGGAAAAGUACUGGACCCUUCAUCCCCUCUAGGCUUGGCUUUGGCUGCACGGGAACGUGCCUUGAAGGAUGAUGGACGUAUACGUAGGGAAAGGACCACUGAACAUCAUUUUACCCGUCAGUUGUCAAGCAUUGGGGCCUUUUCCUCAUCCACUUCACAGCCAACAUCACACAUUUCCUACCCAAUGGCCUCGUCUUCCUCUGCAACCUCCUCUGCUGCUCAAUCCACAAACACCUCUUCAUAUCUUGUUACCUCCUCAUCAUUAGCUGCCACCACCACAUCCACUCGGCCUCCAUCUCCUAGGAUCCUGCGUGGAGCAGGGAGUAGCUGGAGUGAAGAAGCUGGGGUUGGAGAGCGUGCGGAUAGGGAAGCAGCUGGCACCUCUGCUCCCAGAGAAGGCCUAAGGGUUCGUUUCUCCGAGGAUAAAACUGUCCACACACACCACUAUCAAUCUCAGCAAUAUCAGCCCACCUUUAAAGAGCGUGAAAGAGAACGUCAAAGAGAGAGGUCAAGAGAAAGAGAGAGGGAAAGAGAGAGGGAAAGAGAAAUAGAAAAAGCUCAAACCCAGUAUCAGCAACAGUCAUCACAACCAAUGACCCAGCAGCCUCGACGCCCCUCAUUCUUGAGGAUGGAGAGUGAAGCUGGAGCGUACAUUCUUUCAUUAACGCCUCCAUCUCCUCCUCCAACAGCAGCCCCUAUGCGUCCUACAGCAGGAGCCACAGGUGAAAGUGGAAGUGGUACAAGCCUGAUGGUUCUGCCUCCCCCAGCUCCCUCAGUAGAUGCAGAUGAUGAGUUUGUGUUUGCUGAUCCUCUUCCUCCACCUCUAGAGUUUGCCAAUAGUUUUGAUCGUGGUUUGGGUUACUCUGCGAUGAUUUCUCACAAUGUUGCAGCCCGUCAGCAGCGUCAUCCUCCACCACCCCCUCCCCCACCACCCCCGCCCACUUCGAAAGAUUCCUUUAUGACAGGCUUUCCAGCUCACACACCCCUACCGUCACCUCAGGCAGGAGAUUCCACAACUUCCAGUCUUACCUCCUAUGACAGUGAGGUUGCAAACCUAACACAAUCUGCCCCAUCGCCCUCCCCAUCUUCUCCCAACCCACUACCACCUCACUCCCCCUCCACCCUUCAGACAUCUGGACCACCUCCACCUCCCUCUGUAUCACCUCCUCCACCACCCAACAGCUACCAUAGACCUUUUGGCUUAUCUCAGUCACAACAUUUAUACAACAGUACACACACAACUGGACGCUCCUCCUCUCCCACCCCACCUCUCUCUAUUCCAGCUCCACCUGCCUACCGGGGGCCACCAACAGCAUCAUCCACCCCUGCAACUUCUGUAUCAAUCAGAGGUGCCUCAACUGUGACCGCAAGCUGUUCCACAACUGCUUCUACAACUGUCACCUCUCCUAGUACUACUGCUGCUGCCACACCACACACACGCAUAGCAACUGUCUCCACAGUAGCUACAGGGGGUAGUAGGCGUCCCAGUGCAGAGCAUCAUCCACCACCUAGUGCAACCAAGAGUGGUGAGUCCCAGGAGACAGUGGUAGAUUCUGGGAUUGAGGAGCUGGACAGCCGAAGCAGCAGUGAUCAUCACUUAGACAGCAUUCUUGCACUCAGUGGUAGUGGGGUCAGAGAGAGGUUGGAACGAGCAGGGAUGAGUAGCAUAGGUGGAAUUGGAGGGAGAGAUGGUGCAACUGAGGUUGACAGGACAAGUGGGGCAGACUUUUUAGAGUCUUACAUGAGCUACCUUGAUGGGCAGACUUUUGAAAUGCACAAUGCCAAAGCCGCUAGCACUGCAUCCACCUACCCAAAAACACAGAGGUACAGAGAAGGCACCCGGGCUGGAGAUCUUCGACGCCAGACCAGCACAGCACCUCCUGCAUACCACCGUCGUAGAGAGGAGGAAGAGGAAGAGGAUGAGGCCGAGGAGGUAGAGGAGGAGGAUUUGAGUGCCCGUGAUGGCUAUGGGAUGAGGGAAGGGCCAGGGAUUGCUCGCUCCUCUGUAAUGUACUUUGACCGGCCCCGCACUCCAGAGAUAAAACCACUGUGGGGAGAUGGGUCGACUGGAGCAUCACAGACCAUGGGGGAGGGAGGGGGCCAGAUAGUGGGAACAUAUGUGGAGCCACGUAAACUACAUCCUCCCAUGACUGGUAUGAAAGCAAACAUCAUUAAUGAACUAAGCACCAAAUUACAGCAGAGAAGUAAAGGAACAGAGAACUGGGGGGCCCAGAGAUCAUUGAGCAGACAUAGACACAGGUUCUCAGAGGACUCAACAGGUGCACUGAGUCCUCCCUCUGUCCGCUCUAGCUCCCCAUCUCCAGUUCAGCUCUCUCAGCCUGCCUUGUCUCCCUCUCCCACUCCUUCCUCCCAGCCACUUUACUCAAACUGGGCUCGAUCUCCUUCCCCUCAGCCCCCUGCUGCCUCAUCCCAGCCCCCUCCCCGAUCCCAUUCACCUGUUUCCCCUUCAUCAUAUUCACCAUACCCCACCUCACCCAAACACCGGCCUGUUUAUCGCACCAAAGCUCUGGAGUUCCAAUUUAUUCCCAGUCGAGAGUCACGAAAGUCAGAGUCGCAUCAUGCCCAGCGCAGACGAGCACCCAGCCCUUUAAUUUCUCCAUCUGACCGUCCCAAGCUUGGCCCUCCCCGCCCCUCUUCCCUUCCUAUUCUCCCCACUACACCCCUCUAUAGCAGCCUGUAUGACCUUCGUGGUUCUAUUACUCCACCCUCACCUGCCAAUCCCCUUGGGGACCCCUACUUUUCCCCCUCCCCCCCUCUAUUUGCCCCCUCGGGUGCUCCCCCUCCUCCAAAUUCCUCUCUGGUGGUCUCACGGUCCCUGUCACCCACUCACUUCCUGUCAGGGACUUCAUCCCCACCUCUCCACCCCAUUCCUCCACCCACUUGCCUGAGUUACCCCCAUCUUCCACCCCCCUCACCCACAAAGCCCUUUGCCUCAAAACCUCUCCCAUACUGGACCAAGUAUGAUGUUGCAGAUUGGCUGGGCUACCUGAACCUGGGUGAACACAGGGAGCGAUUCUUAGACAAUGAAAUUGAUGGCACGCACCUGCCCUCUCUUACCAAGGAUGACUACCUGGACCUGGGUGUGACCCGAGUUGGCCAUCGCAUGAACAUAGAGAGGGCGCUCAGGAGAGUUAUGGACAGAGAACACUUGGAGUGGGCCACUGCAUGAGGUCCAGGAUGGCAUGGGGAAAGAAAUGGAGAACUGAAAGAGGGGGAUGUGGGAGAGCAAGAGAAAAAUACUUCCUUAUAAAGACUUUCCACCUUCCCCCCCCUAUCAUCAGGCUGUCUUCUAGCACUUUCCCCAUUUCUGCUCUCUCUCCUCGAAAUGGACGGACAAACAGAAGGAGAGAUGAGGCCAACCGGAGUUGAGAGAACAGGAAAGAUGAGGUGACAACUGCUGCCAUCAGAGAUUAUUCCCUGAAUGAAGAAUAAAGCAGGAUGAGGUGACUUUGAAAUCAGACUGCCUGCUUAUGAAUGGAGAGAUACAGAAGAGAGUUGACGGCCUGUCUGAACUGUGAACACGCCUGCGCUUACAUGUGUGAUUCAGUCAACGAAAACAUAACCACCCACAUACACAUCCGCAUGUCAACCUCUGAACAAAAUACACUUAGUUUGAGCUUGCAGGCACUCACAAGGUGGUCAAAUUGGAAUUAACUGAACAAAUCACAUAGGGGGAUCUAUCUCUGUAGGAUUAAACAUGUUCACAACAUGAGAAGGUAACAUACUACAUAACUGAGCCAAAUAAUUUGAGGGAAACAAUCAAAAUGGUCUUAUCUUUUCUGUUUUUCUUUUGGAAGAGAUAGGGAGAAAGAGAGAUAUUGAAACCUCCUUUGCUGUCUUUCUCUUUUUCUCAGAUGUUGAGCUGAGUCUAGAACUGACAAACAUUUACUAAGGGUAUCAUUUUUAGAGCAGGUUCAAUGGAGACCAUUGCUGGAAGGACAAGUACUGACAAACCUCCUGUCUGGCACGACUAGGGAAGCCCUUAAAAUAGAGGUCAAUUUUAUGGCAGGCACUUAUUUGGUAAGACUGUGUUGAUGCGUGGGUUCCUGUUGUUUGUGUAUGAGUGUGUGCGUGUGUGUACAUGAUAAUGUGAAAGGUUAUCACUAGAGGCAUGACCGUGAUUUGUUAGCCUAUGUGUUUUUACCUCACCAGUGGAGGAUUCUAUUUUGCCAAAGCCAAAUUGAGGCUUGUGCUUAUCUUAUAUUUCACUAGAAAUUCUUUACCUUCUCAUGUCUUAUAAUGAAAUUCUAUAUAUAUGAAAAAAAAAAUAUAUAUAUAUAUAUAUAUAAAUAUAUACAGACUGGUCACUGUAUUACAAACCCGUAGCAAAAAUAAGUGCCCAGACCAACAGAAAACACACAUAAAUACUCUACCACAUACAAACAUACACACAGUACAUUCUCAGAUUACUGAUAUAUAAAUAUAUAUACACACUACAACCAUGUCUUUUAUUUAUAUGACACAUAAUGGGACACAGUAAAAUAUCUAUGUACGGAAACAAGAUGACGAUCAAAAUACGCAAAAAAUCUUUUAACGAAGGAUGAUACAACAUUGUAAAAAGAAAAGUAUAUAUAUAUAUAUAUAUACACACACUGCAAAUUUAUCAACAUUUUUACCAAUGACUGUCAAAAUAUAGAAGUAACUACAACUUCAACGAACCUAUCCACGAUAUCAAGGCUCCAUUUUAAAACAGGAGACAGCAUGGAGAAGAGGGAGAGGAAAAACCAAACUGCCUGUAUUUCUCUUUUUCCAAGUCACUCUCCCUCUCUCCUUCCAAAAAUCAAAACACUUUCUAUGGAGGCGAGGCAGGACGAACAUGCACUCAGACAUGGGUGAGGGAUACGUGCUAAUCUGUUUUAAUACAACGAUUGUUCCUAUAACAAUUUUUAAACUCUAAAUGGGUCUGGAAUUCUAUUGUUGAGUUAACAAGAGAUGAUGUUAUUUAUUGCAGUCAUUGUUCUCAUGGUCCUUGCUGUUAUCUCUACAAGCUGCAGUGUUUCUUGUUUGUUUCUGCUGGGAUGCUGUUUAUGCUUGACUUUGUUUUUGUUUUGUUUUUUUGUUUUUGAGUGACCACAUGCAAUGUGUUCAAUCCUUUUGUACCUCUAGGAUUUUACUUAGAAACAAGAUUUCAUAUCUCACAAUGUCCCUCACCCUAUUGCUUCCCCCUUUCGAAACACAAUUGUGACAUUGUAUGCAAGGACUAUCAAGGAGUUUAUUGUCUGUGACCAUAUAUUUACCGUUUACAUUCAUAUUCCCUUACACAAACUUAUAAGUAAAUCUAGUGACCUCCAGCCCUCAUCUCCAACACCACAAAUAGUUGCUCAAUCAAUUAAAAGGGCUCCUCAUCCUUUUAGACAUACUUCCUUUUAGUCAUUACUUUCAUCCAAAACACCGACGCCUUCACUCUUCUUACUUUCCUGUCUCUCUUUCAGAACCAUCAGUAAAGAUCUCAUCCCCUCCAUCUCCAUAUCUUUCAUCUGUUCAUCUUCUAAGAGUGUGGCAUCUUCAUUCAUCAUACUGCUCACUUUACCUUACUCAUACUGGACAAAAAGAUUGAGGAACUAAUUGUAUUUUUUUUUUAUGUUUAAAUCUGGUAAGUAUAGUGAUGUUGAUAACAGUAAGGACAAUGAAUGAAAUUAUUAUUCUGAGAUGGAAAAAAAAGGAUUCCGAGUUUUAAAGAAUCUCUGUCUUCCAAAUGUUUAACAUGAGUUUUAAUGUGUAUUGGAAUCAUGCUUUCUACACAUCCUGUGUCCCCUGUUGUCUCAUCUUUCCACAGUUCAUCGAAUUGAUUCACAUCAAACGCGGCUGGUGUUGUACCCUGAUGACUGGUAAAUACCCUCACUUACCUGUAUUGUCCACUAGGUGGAGUAAAAAUCACAAUUCUCUUCCCUAGUUAGCGUCUGAAUGAAAGAUUGGACCAUGGCAAAAAAGAUAGGACAUUUUGGUCUUUCUAAGCCCUCAAGCUCCACACGCCAUAUUUUUAACAUCUUCUUAUAACUGUUAUACAUAAUACACGCACAUUGAAGAUCACAUGGCCAAUAGAGUCUGGACAGUGUGGGACGGGAUAGAGCUCACAGGUCAAACACACGAGCAGUUAUGCAGUAGCCGUCCAGGGUGUGCAGAAAGCAUCUCUUUUUUUUUCUUUUAAAAUGAAGAAAUUAUGAACAGAUAAGAGGUUAUUUACAGAAUAUAUGUGUAUGCGAUUAUACCUAUUCAUAUACACAUAUGAAAAUGUUUUAAGAAAUGAAUAAAGGUUAUUAGAAUUAUAAUAAAAGAUGCAGGAAUUACUUUGA
Danio rerio (zebrafish) is the source of this 10854-nucleotide messenger RNA. Lineage: Eukaryota; Metazoa; Chordata; Actinopteri; Cypriniformes; Danionidae. The record is from RefSeq and is a predicted model, not a curated record.